This is a messenger RNA of Indicator indicator, 4350 nucleotides long. RefSeq names its product diphosphoinositol pentakisphosphate kinase 1 (gene PPIP5K1). The record is from RefSeq and is a predicted model, not a curated record. The coding region runs from base 25 to 4350 and encodes 1441 amino acids. The transcript is spliced from 30 exons. Gene Ontology annotation, biological process: inositol phosphate biosynthetic process; inositol metabolic process. Gene Ontology annotation, cellular component: cytosol. Gene Ontology annotation, molecular function: inositol hexakisphosphate kinase activity; diphosphoinositol pentakisphosphate kinase activity; 5-diphosphoinositol pentakisphosphate 1-kinase activity. NCBI's taxonomy places the organism in Eukaryota, Metazoa, Chordata, Aves, Piciformes, Indicatoridae.
GGAUGGUUGGCCACCAGAGCUGCAAUGUCGUCCCUGACGACCUCCACUGAGGGAGAGAACUCCACUCCCAGGUUUGUUGUUGGUUCCAGGGAUGAUGAAACAGACUUUCUGGGAUCAAACAUGAAGACAGAUGAAACUGAUUUCUUUGAAGAUGAUGAAGAGGAGGAGUCGCCACCUGAAAGGCAGAUCGUGGUUGGAAUCUGUGCCAUGACCAAAAAGUCUAAGUCGAAGCCCAUGACACAGAUUCUGGAGCGCCUGUGUAAGUUUGAGUACAUCACUGUGGUGAUCAUGGGGGAAGAUGUGAUCCUGAACGAACCGGUGGAGAACUGGCCCUCUUGUGACUGCCUGAUAUCCUUCCACUCCAAAGGGUUCCCUCUGGAUAAAGCUGUUGCUUAUGCCAAGCUGUGCAAGCCAUUCCUGAUCAAUGACCUCAACAUGCAGUAUUAUAUCCAGGACAGGCGUGAAGUGUAUCGAAUCCUUCAAGAAGAGGGAAUAGACUUGCCUCGCUAUGCUGUGCUCAAUCGAGACCCUGACAGACCAGAAGAGUGCAACUUAGUGGAAGGAGAGGACCACGUGGAGGUAAAUGGAGCUAUUUUCCCAAAGCCAUUUGUGGAGAAGCCAGUCAGUGCUGAAGACCAUAAUGUGUAUAUCUACUACCCAACGUCAGCAGGUGGGGGCAGCCAGCGGCUCUUCCGGAAGAUUGGCAGCCGGAGCAGCGUGUACUCUCCAGAGAGCAGCGUAAGGAAGACUGGCUCCUACAUUUAUGAGGAGUUUAUGCCUACAGAUGGCACUGAUGUGAAGGUGUACACUGUGGGGCCAGACUAUGCCCACGCGGAGGCUCGCAAGUCACCCGCCUUGGAUGGGAAGGUGGAACGGGACAGUGAGGGGAAGGAGAUCCGCUACCCGGUCAUGCUGACUGCCAUGGAGAAGCUGGUUGCCCGGAAAGUCUGUGUAGCCUUUAAGCAAACUGUGUGUGGCUUCGACCUGCUGCGGGCAAACGGCCACUCGUUCGUCUGUGACGUCAACGGCUUCAGCUUUGUGAAGAAUUCUAUGAAGUAUUAUGAUGACUGUGCCAAAAUCCUUGGAAAUAUAAUCAUGCGGGAAUUGGCUCCCCAGUUUCAUAUUCCCUGGUCCAUCCCAACAGAGGCAGAAGACAUUCCCAUUGUCCCCACAACUUCAGGAACCAUGAUGGAGCUCCGUUGUGUUAUUGCAGUCAUUCGGCACGGAGAUCGCACGCCAAAACAGAAGAUGAAGAUGGAAGUGAAGCAUCCACGGUUCUUUGAGUUAUUUGAGAAAUACGAUGGCUACAAAACUGGGAAGUUGAAGCUGAAGAAACCAGAGCAGCUACAGGAAGUGCUGGACAUUGCACGGCAGCUUGUGGUGGACCUGGGAACUCACAGCGACUGUGAGAUUGAGGAGAGGAAAUCCAAACUGGAGCAGCUGAAGAGUGUUUUGGAGAUGUAUGGACAUUUUUCUGGCAUUAACCGUAAGGUUCAGCUGACCUAUCUGCCUCAUGGGCAUCCAAAAGCUGCAAGUGAAGAUGAAGAAGCUCGCAGAGAGCCUUCCCCAUCCCUUCUCCUGGUGCUUAAGUGGGGUGGAGAGCUGACACCAGCAGGAAGAGUCCAGGCUGAAGAGCUGGGGCGAGCCUUUCGCUGCAUGUACCCUGGGGGCCAAGGUGAUUAUGCUGGCUUCCCUGGCUGUGGCUUGCUCAGGCUGCACAGCACCUACCGCCAUGAUCUCAAGAUCUACGCCUCAGAUGAGGGACGAGUUCAGAUGACAGCAGCAGCUUUUGCAAAGGGCCUUCUGGCUCUGGAAGGAGAGCUGACCCCCAUCCUGGUGCAAAUGGUGAAAAGUGCCAACAUGAAUGGUCUUCUGGACAGUGACAGCGAUUCCCUUAGCAGCUGUCAACACAGAGUGAAGGCAAGACUGCAUGAGAUCAUGCAGAAGGAUGCUGAGUUCUCUGAGGAGGAUUAUGAAAAGCUAGCACCUACAGGCAGUGCUUCUCUGCUCAACUCCAUGACUUUUAUCCAGAACCCAGUGGAGGUCUGUAACCAGGUGUUCACCCUGAUUGAGAAUCUCACCUCCCAGAUAAAAAAACGCCUGGAAGACCCCAAAUCUGCAGACCUGCAGCUGUACCACAGUGAGACUUUAGAGCUGAUGCUGCAGCGCUGGAGCAAGCUGGAGCGUGACUUCCGGAUGAAGAAUGGGCGCUACGACAUCAGCAAGAUCCCCGACAUCUACGACUGCAUCAAGUACGACGUGCAGCACAACUGUGCACUGAAGCUGGAAGGCACAGCUGAACUCUUCAAGCUCUCUAAAGCCCUGGCAGAUGUGAUCAUACCCCAGGAAUAUGGAAUUAAUAAGGAGGAGAAACUGGAGAUUGCUAUUGGCUUUUGUCUUCCCCUCAUUAAAAAGAUCCAGUUGGACCUACAGAGAACCCAUGAAGAUGAGUCUGUCAACAAACUACAUCCCUUGUACUCGAGAGGAGUUCUGUCGCCAGGUCGCCACGUUCGGACGCGGCUCUACUUCACCAGUGAGAGCCACGUGCACUCCCUGCUCAGCAUCUUCCGCUACGGGGGGCUCCUGGAUGAGAACAAAGACCAGCAGUGGAAGAGAGCCAUGGACUAUUUGAGUGCUAUCUCAGAGCUGAACUACAUGACCCAGAUUGUUAUCAUGCUCUACGAGGACAACAACAAGGACCCAUCUUCAGAAGAGCGUUUCCAUGUGGAGCUGCAUUUCAGCCCUGGUGUGAAGGGCUGUGAGGAGGACAGGAAUGUGCCCACGGGGUUCGGCUUUCGGCCAGCCUCCGCAGAGAACGAAGACAAGAAAACAGACCAAGGAAGCCUGGAGAACCUCUCCAAAGAGAAGGGCAUGGAUGAGCCAGACCGUGCCCAGCAAAGGUCCCCACAGCCUUCGGAGCCUGUCAGCAUUCAGCGCAGAUCUCCACUGAUCAGGAACCGGAAGACAGGGUCCAUGGAGGUACUCUCUGAAUCUUCUUCCAAAUCAGGAGGCUAUCGACUCUUCAACAGCUACUCCAGGCAGUCUUCUGAGAUGAAGCAGAGUGGCCUAGGGUCACAAUGCACCGGCCUGUUUAGCACCACUGUGCUGGGAGGCUCCUCCAGUGCCCCCAACCUCCAGGACUACGCUCGCAGCCAUGGCAAAAAGUUUGCCAGCAGCCUGACAUACAAAGACGAGCUCUUGUCUAUGCCAGCCGUAAAACGAUUUUCUGUGUCGUUUGCAAAGCAUCCGACUAAUGAUGUGCUUGAGCACCACCAGGUUGCCCAGUUGCUGCGCCGUUUUUCCUCUGACUGUGCCACGAGCCGGAACGUCUGCCUGGAUGCCACUCUAGCCCAUCACCUCCAGCACUGCUCCUACCACCUGCGCCUCUUCAGGAGCUGGCUGAUCUCAGGGCAGGAGGACUUGGAGUUUCUUUACGGUUUUGAAGGCUGCUCCAUGGUUCCCACCAUUUAUCCCCUGGAGACCCUGCACAACUCCCUGUCUUUGCGACAGGUCAACGAGUUCCUGACGGCUGUGUGCAAGAGCUGCAGUGACUCACACGUCCAGUCUACUGCAGCUUUGUUUGAUUCAAUGAUUGGCAGCCAGAUACCAGGAGACCCCUUUAUGUCCCAGCGAAUCCUGUCAUCAUCCUCUCUGCCACUGCGCCAGCGUUCAGAUAAGCCCCCGUGGUACAGCAGUGGCCCAUCCAGUACUGUCUCCAGUGCAGGCCCAUCCUCCCCAACCUCUGUGGACAACUGUGCUCGCUUCAGCUUCACUGAGAAACUCUCCAUCAGUCCCCCGAAAAGUGAGGAACUGACUGGCCAGUCCCCUGAGGAAGAUGAGAGACAGGCUCCAGGUGUGGAAGUGGGCAUGUCUGAGCUGCUGAUGGUGGCAGAGCCAAGUGCCCCAGACACCCUCACCUGGAAUACAGACCCAGACCCAGGCAGGGUCCUGGAGCUGGCAGAGGAGGACUCAAACCCAAAGGAGAAGAGCAUGGUGCAGCUGGAUGAAAAAGAAUCAGCUAUGGAAAUGUUAGAGGCAAGUAACACAUGGAACCCAAAGUGUGGUGCGGAGUCUGAUGCAAGGCUGGCUGGGGAGACCCUGCAACCAGGUGAGGGGUAUGUGUUGGGAAUGCCUGGCCUGGAUCAGUCAGGGCUGUCCAAAGAGAUGCCCUGUGAAGAGGAGCUGCUGGGAGAGGCACUGGACCCAGAGCAUAAGAUCAAGGAGCUUCUGGGGGACAGUGCUGUGUCAGGCCAGCUUCUGUCUGAUCACCCAUGCCAGGUGCGGCCACUCUCUCCUGAGAAGAGCAAGGAGGAGCUACAGCUGCUAUGCCAGGAGGAUCAGCAGAACUAG